AUGGGCUUUCCUCCUGACGACUACGCGGUGGUGCCGACGCCGGUGGUGCUUUUCUUCCUCUUCCUCGCCUACGUCAAAUACGCUGUGUGGGUGCUCCUCCGCUACAUCGGGCUCCACGCCGCGGAGGAGCCGCUCGUCUCCCCCUGGGAGGAGCACGAGUUCUACUUCCCUGACGCCGCCGGUUCCUCGGCGCCACCGCCACUGCCGGAGCCUUCCUCCUUCAAGAAGCGGCUGAGAGUGGUGGAGUUCGCCUCCCUGCGGCAGCGGGGGUGCCACGUGGACGACGACCCGACGUGCGUUAUCUGCUUGGGCCAGCUGGAGGCGCGGCACAGGGUGAGGGAGCUCGGCAACUGCGGCCAUGGCUUCCACGUGGAGUGCAUUGAUAGGUGGGUGGACGGCGGCCAGGUGAGGUGCCCGCUGUGCCGAGCCAGCUUGCUGCCACCCGCCGCCGGCGCCGCCGUGGGGACGGACGGGAAGUGGCGAAGAUUCCUCCGCCGCGUUUGGUAG
This is a messenger RNA of Zingiber officinale, 507 nucleotides long. RefSeq names its product brassinosteroid-responsive RING protein 1-like. Gene Ontology annotation, molecular function: ubiquitin protein ligase activity. Gene Ontology annotation, biological process: protein ubiquitination. The coding region runs from base 1 to 507 and encodes 168 amino acids. The record is from RefSeq and is a predicted model, not a curated record. Lineage: Eukaryota; Viridiplantae; Streptophyta; Magnoliopsida; Zingiberales; Zingiberaceae. The transcript has a single exon.